Messenger RNA from Caenorhabditis bovis, 1539 nucleotides. NCBI's taxonomy places the organism in Eukaryota, Metazoa, Nematoda, Chromadorea, Rhabditida, Rhabditidae. The record is from the annotation of a GenBank genome assembly.
AUGAAUCCUCAGGAUGUCGACCGUCAGCAUCCGAUUUAUGUCAUUGUGCCAUUGCCGAAUAAUGACGACUUCUCGCAAGGCAAAAAUCCGUUCCUCCUCUCAUUGCCAAAGGUUAAACCGAUCAUUGAUUUGGCCGUUGACAAGGUUUACAAGGAUAAGCUGGUAGAACGUGGUUCUUUGGUUGUUGUGUAUCGCGACACCCACUUGUCGGAUGCGCAUGGUCCAAAUGUCGCCGUUGAGCAAUACAAAAUAAAUCAAAUCGACUGCAUCAUCGGCUAUGCUUAUGGGUAUGCACUUGCACCGGUCGCCCGAAUGUCACCAUAUUGGCGGAAUGGUGUACCUGUGAUCACGCCAAUUGGUCUGACGAUGAGCUUGGAUGAUAAAACAGAAUACCAACUGAUGACGAGAAUUAACACUCCGUACAAGGUUGUUUCCCGGGCAGUGUCGACACUAUUCAAAACGCUGAAAUGGAAACGUCACGUCUUCAUGUUCCAUCACGCGAAGAGUCCCUCAAUAGCUGUCGGCGAGUGUUUCCUUCUGAUGGCAAGUAUCCAGCAUCCGCUUCGAGAGAACUUCGAGAUGCAGCACAACUUCUUCACGUUCAAUGAGGAUCAUCAUGCGAAUAUGACAUGGGAACGACGGCAGCAGGAAUGGUUGACCGUAUUAUGUGCGAUUCUGAUUGCCGAUGGAAUCGUGGUGUCGCCGACCACGACGUCGUCGUCGUCGUCGCCAUUGAAGACGACGAAACGGAAGCUGCCGCCGCUGACGCCCUCGCAGCUCGCGCAUUUUCCGUUCAAUGUGAUCGUGAUUCUACCCGAGAAAGAGUCGAUCUAUGACAAUUUCCGGAUGACACUUCAGAAGGCGAAGCCCGUUAUCGACACCGCACUCGACGACGUCGCUAAGAAAGGCUUUCUGCCACCGGACUGGAUCAAUUUGACGUAUUGGGAUUCGAGACUCUAUGAGGACAUUUCACUUGCUGAGCGGCACGCAACCGUCGGAGUCAUUCAGGCUUAUUGCGAACAUCGUCUAGACGCGAUUCUCGGAUUUGCGGACAACUAUGGCCUGGCGACGGUAACCAAGGUCACUGCCGGUCUGAACGGCGGGAUUCCGAUUCUAACGACGUCGGGAAUGCCGUCGCUGCUCAAUUCAAAGAAGGAGUAUCCAUUUCUGACGCGAAUGCAAGGAUCCUACCAACUUCUUGCCGACUCGAUGUACCAGUUGAUCGCUUACCACGAGGAUGAUUUGAAUUUGUCGUCGUCGAACUCGUCGUUAAACUAUAUCCACCUCUUAUUCUUCUAUCAUGAUAAACGGCGAGCUGUGAAUCGGCAGGAAGACGAGAAUCAGGAGACGGGCGCCAUCUCAUCACACUGUUAUUUUUCACUGUAUGCUAUUAAACGCUAUUUCACUGAGAAGAGCUCGACGUUCAAACGUGAAUGGGCUCUGAACACACCGCAAUUUCCGUUCGAUGAGGAUCAACUGAUCGGACGGGAGACGUUCAAGCAGUGGUUGCGGGAGAUCUCGUAUCAAUCAAACGGUUAG